CAGCGCAGGCUGCAAUGCGCAUCUCCGAGGCCACCGUGGGGGAAAUACUCUUGAGGCACUAAACCGUGGCCAGUUUCCCUGACCGUAACUUCAAAAUAUUGUUUUAAGAAAUCUUGUAAACGCAUUGGUACCGCAGGCAUUACUGAUCCGCUGCAUUUGGAGAGGCCCCAGUGUAAUCUUAGGAAAUAAGCCUCGCCGAAGGAGCCACCUGUGCGCAGACUGCUGCUUUUGGCGCAGAUCGUUCGCUUCUGGUGCGUAGUGACCACUAUGCCAGGCAAUGGCGACUCCUUACACCAUUCUGUGGGCGUCUUGGCUAUAUCAGCCGGGUCCCUUUUACUGACCGUCAACUCCUACAGCUCCAAUGACGCGACAGCUCUGCUCCCUCCAACAUCCCUGGGAGUUCUUCUGCUUAUCCUGGCAGCUAUCCUUGGAUAUGCAGGUAUUCGCAAAAGCCUGGGCUAUGAUCCUGUGUUUGUAACUCUCUGUUUAACCAUCUCAGCAUUGUGGUGUGGCUCUGGCAUUAUUCACAUCUUGCAUGGUAUGAAGGUACUGAACGAAAAAGAUGAGCUGAGAGAUGCCCUAGUUCCCGGUCUGGCAACUUUCACACUAGCGUUAUUCAUUAUAGGAGCUGUGGGAAUUUUCCAAAAAGAAGUACUGUUGUCCAUGAUAGCAUUUUCUGUAUCACUUUCUCUAGCCCAUGAAAUUGUAGUGUUUUAUGAAAGUGGCAUUGGUAGGUCUGCAGUGGCCUGCUCUUAUCUGAUAGUUUCUGCCCUCGGUGUGUAUGUCACUGUUGGGCGAGGCAUCUAUUUCCUCAGUAAAGCAAAAAUUAUUUUCCCUGGUACUAACCUUGCAAAAAGAAAGAUGGGCCUUCAGGGCCAAAAUAAAAAUGACACUAUCAUGAUUGGACUUAUAAUGAACAUGCUAUCAGCAAGUGUGUUUGGCUGCAAGCUUUUAGGUGUGAUCACCUCAUUAUUUGUAGGUCAGGUACCAUGGCUUUGGGUGGCAGGUCUUUAUCAGCUUGGAGUCUGUAUAAUGUGCUAUCGUUCUUUUGAUUUUCUGUCCGCUACAUCUUUUGGCUUUACCUCCAUCUUGAAAUUUGCCGAAGGCUAUGCUCUCCUGUUAAGGAUUUGGGAAGUUGGUGAUCUAAGUUUUCCUGUUCCAUUUCCUGUGGUUUUUGCAAUACUCUUCUUUGUUUUGGCUCUUUUCAUGACUCAGAAAAGUCUUGCAGAUGGAUUUUAUUUGCUCUUCUUUGCUUCGUACUGCAUUACUGUGGCAGCACGACCAAAUGGGUUCUUUCAUGGAGGGUUCCAGGGAGUCAAUAUCUCUAUUUUUGCAGCCUCUGCAAUUAUGACAGCACUGUAUCUUUAUGGCACCAGAGGAGGUAUAAGACUUCUGAUUGGGGAAGGUCUAAUUAAGUCCCUUUUGUCUCGUACAAGUCUGUUUAAGCUGAGAGCAGAAAAAGAUGUGCGUGAGCCUUUCCUAGGUUACUCCCGAUAUGCUGAUGCAGAGGUGCUUGGACAUGCUUGUAGUGUACUCGCUGCCUUUGCUAUUACUAUGGCUGUAGAUCCCAAUGACCCUUUGCAUUCUGUAGUGCUGCCAUGGGUUGUUGUUGCCGGAGGGCUUGUCCAGUUUGUGUCAGGUGCUCUUGCUUUUGCCCGUGGUAAGACCCUGGAAAGCACUGCAUUUAUACUGUAUGCUAUUAUGUGGAUUGUCUGGGGACUAACAAGAUAUGGUGGUCUCUAUGGCAAUACCAGGGGAUUUAACCUAGCUGUAGGAAUUGUCUGUCUGAUGCUUUUUAAUGGCUUUGUGGUGGUUGGUACAUUGUUUGUUAGUAAGACCUGGUUUGCUGACUCCUUGACUUUCAUGUUAAUUUUACUUAGUUUCCUGCUUGAUGCCAUUAACGCAAUGCCAGCUGGCUAUGAUAUCGCUGUCACCAUAAUCUUUGGCCUUGUUAGCUUCUACUGCUUCCUUUCUACACUCUUUAAUUCUAGCUUUGAAAGUCCACAGCUCCCUAUGGGCAGCCCCUUCAUAAAGCUGAGUGGCUAUGGUGGAGGCGGAUCCAAGUGUCCACAUCUCCCAGCAAGAAAGGUCACCUCUGUCUGGCAAAUAGCAGAAAUCCUAAAGAAUGGUGGCACAUGUGGUGUUCCUUCAGACACAGUGUAUGUACUUGUGGCAGCCUGCAAUCGACCAGAGGCAGUGGCAAAGGCUUAUAAAGCUAAGAUCCAGGCUCAGGACAGACCUAUCUCCCUGUGGAUAUCAAGCCUGAAACAACUAGAACCAGCCAAACAUUUAUUUAGCCCUCUGCUGUGGGACUUCAUGGAGGCAGCAUGGCCGUCUUCUAUUAGCCUUGUCAUUCCAAGGGGUCACUGGCUGGACUGUUUUGGUCUGAAGGACUCUGCCAAGUAUAUUGGGACUCCCCAAAGCAUUGCUGUACGCAUUCCUGACUGCUCUGUGACCACAUUUCUUAUUGAUCUGGUUGGUCCUAUUGCAGUGAUGUCAGCAAAUCCAACAGGAGAGGCUGACACCACCCAUCAUAACCAAGUGUAUGCCAAGCUGGGGGACGUGUUGGAUGGCGUACUGUGCGAUGGACCAUCCCCAGAGAACAUUGCUUCUACAGUGGUGGAUUGCACCAAGAUUGACUCAGGGAACAUUGGUUUUUUCAGAGUGGGAUUGGUACCAAAAUCACAGGUACUUCAGAUAUUUGAAGAUGUGCAGAAGAAGAAAGUGAAUGGUUACAUCAACAGGGGCUUUAUUUCCGAUGUCCCACAAGAUAACACAGCAGAAUCAGACAGCCCGGGAGUAAACUUCACUGAAAUUCCAAUCAAUGGACCCAAAUCAGACAGUGAUCACGAAAUAUGUGCUGAAACAAAUAAACACCAAAAUGGUUUUAUUAAUCAUGGAUUCUCAGAUGAAGAUGAAAGACUGUAAGACUUGUGAACUGUGAACUCUCCUUACAGUUUUUUUAAUAACAAAUUAAAAGCCAUUAUCUCAGGCAGCUGUAAAAAAUAAUGUAUCAGAUUCACGUUUUGCAUCUACUGGCGAUGUCAGGCCGAUUCUUAUAUUCCAGUGCAGUUUUUACAUUUUAGUUAUAAAGUUAGGCUGCAAUACAACAUUCAUAUAUUAUCAGCAUUAAUAUGAAUUAAAAAUGAACCUUUGUAUUUCCAUUCAGCCACAGUUUUAGUACCUGAUGCUACUGUGUGCUGUGUCCUAAAAAUGUUACUCUUCAGCAACAUAAUACUAGGUACUGCAGAAUUCAUGAUCAAUCCUUCCAGGCAAGCAUAAGGCAGCAGACAGAGAGAUCAUUCUAAUCGAGAAUUUUCGAAAGCUUAAAAUAAAACCAUCUUAUGUUUAAGUUAAACAGAAAAAAAAAGAGUUUAAGCCUUUAAGCUCCUAAAAUUCUAGAAAUUCCCUUGAAACAAUGUUUGCUUAUUUAAAGUUUGCCUGAUUUUAUACUAAGGUAAAUAUUUUGCUAAAACCAUGAUAUAACACAACCCACAAAGUCCCAGGGGUUUAGCAGACAUCAUGUCUCUAAUGCAGUGAAAGCACAAUAUGCAUUUUAAAGGGUUGUAAUAGAAACAUACCCCCAUCUCUGCAAAGAGAAAGGUAUAUCUGAUAUUUGACAAAGACAAAACACAAAAGAGAGAUCAACACACCUUUAGCUUAUGGUCUUUUUCUCCAGUAAUUGAUAAAACAAAUACACAUAUUUAACAGAUAACAAACAAGUAGCAAUCAGUGCUUCCAAUGUUGUUAAAAUGUAUUAAUUUGGAAACCACACACAUUCUUUAUAAGAGAGUUGACUUCAUCAUAGCUACAGUGAUCAAAACUUGUUUUUUGUCAUAGCCAAAAUACAUAAUGCAAAGAUUAUUGCCCUUUUACAGAGCUCUGUGCUGCUUAUAUCACCCUUAAUAAAAUAACUAAAUCUGAUUUUAUAAAACCUCAUAGAAAGUUAUAUUCCCAGUGACAACCAGCCUUGAUUAAAUGGCUUUCAAUGUAUCAGAUAUCCAUACAGCAACCAGAUGCCAUUUUUGUUAAUAGCUGUAAAGGAAAUUAAUUGUUUAAGAUCUAAAUUUCAUUUUGUGGUACAUGUAAUAUAUUUUGAAGUCUAUAUAAUGCAUUCUGAUAAAGAAUAUCAGAGACCUUGGUAUUUUGUAGUUGUGGUAGUUGUAUAUUUUACUGGUAUUAAUUUUAAAUUGUCAAUCAUUUCCAUAAUGGACACAGAAAAAGUUAUUGUGCAACACAAAAAAAGUUGAAAUAGAUUUUCCUAUUAUAUAAUAUAUUUAGCAUUAAAAUAACACAGUCUAACAUGCUGAAGUACGUGGUGCUUCAUUUAUUUAUAGUUCCUUAUUUCGUUAUCCAAGGUAUAUGCUAUAUGCCUUCUUCAUAAAGAGUCGUUGUAGUGUUGCGUUGCUGUUAACGUAUUCAGCGUUCGAAUAUUUGAAAGGAUGUGGUCUACGUUCGUUUCUACAGGGGCAUUACUUCUAGGCCCUGGAAAUAAGAAUGUUACUACAAUAUGAAGGAUACCCCUACAUCAUUUUCAAUUCAAUAGUAUACAGCAAAAUGUAUUUUGUUUACUUUGCACUAAAUUAUGUAUGUUUGCAUAUGUAGUAUUUAUCUUGUAGCUGGCCUACAUGAUGUAAAGUUUUUAUUUUCUGUACUAAAAUGUCUGUACUUGAAAAUGUUUGUACAUUUUAAAGCUAUGUAAACACACUGAUGUAGAUGAUAUGUCUGUACAGUAUUAAAAUGCACUAAGAAAUAAUAUAUUAUUAAUUAUUUA
Protopterus annectens (West African lungfish) is the source of this 4774-nucleotide messenger RNA. RefSeq lists its product as uncharacterized. Gene Ontology annotation, biological process: regulation of translational fidelity. Bases 268 to 2928 code for a protein of 886 amino acids. The record is from RefSeq and is a predicted model, not a curated record. The transcript has 9 exons. Gene Ontology annotation, cellular component: cytoplasm; membrane. Lineage: Eukaryota; Metazoa; Chordata; Ceratodontiformes; Protopteridae. Gene Ontology annotation, molecular function: tRNA binding; double-stranded RNA binding; nucleotidyltransferase activity.